AUGGUUCCCCGUCCCCAGUCGUCCGCCGCAGGCGUUCUCGCCCUUCUAUCUGAACCUGAGCCACUUUUGAAGCAACAUGCUCUGAAAACUCUGACUGCCCUUGUGCCUCAAUUCUGGGCAGAGAUCUCCGAGCAUAUAACUCUCAUAGAAUCAUUGUAUGAGGGUGAUGAAUUGUCAGCGGAAGCACAUGAUGCAGCAGCUUUGCUUGCGAGCAAAGUUUAUUAUUAUCUUGGCGAGUACGACGAGGCGUUGAACUUUGCAUUAGGAGCAGGCGUCGCAUUUGAGGCAGAAAGUCGCGCACCGGGAGCGGAGGAAUAUGUGGAGACAGUCAUUUCGAAGGCUAUUGAUAAGUACAUCGAGGCCCGGGCGAUGGAGCAGCUAGAUGCAGGAGAGAAAAUCGAUCCCAAAUUACAGGGUAUCAUAGAAAGCAUCUUUAGACGUUGCAUGGCAGAUGGAGAGUACAAACAGGCAAUAGGUAUCGCACUGGAAGCGCGUCGCUUGGAUGUCAUCAAGCAAAUCUACGAAAACACACAAGAUGUGGGCCUUCUGUCCUACGCUAUGGAUGCUGUCCUUGACACGGCGUUUCCACUCGCGUACCGAGAUCAUGUCCUUCGAUUCCUUCUUCCACUUUUCCCGUCACCGAGUAGUGAAACGAGGUCACCCUAUGUGUACUCAAUCACCCGGUUACUGGUUACACUCAGCUCAGCCGAGCUGACUGUACCACUCAUCACCGCCCUCGUCCCGAAGGAGAGUCUACUCGCGUACCAAAUUGCAUUUGACUUAGUAGAGGGUGGCGCACAGGAUUUCUUAGAAAAUGUUCGAACCAAGCUUCCGGAAGGACAAGGUGAAACCAAGGCCGUCUACGACAAAUUACGUCGCAUUCUGCUUGGUCAAGAGUCCAUCAAACUCUAUCUAGAGUUCCUGAAGCGAAAUAACAAGGUUGACAUGCUAAUCCUGAAGAAUACAAAGGAUACCCUCGAGGCACGAUCGUCCAUUUAUCAUGUGGCGCUCACUUUUCAAAAUGCUUUCAUGCACUCGGGUACAACUUCUGACGUCUUCCUGCGCGAGAAUCUCGAGUGGCUAGGACUGGCGACAAAUUGGGCUAAAUUUUCUGCAACCGCUGCACUUGGAGUGAUCCACAAAGGCCAUUUUGAGGAGAGUAUGAACAUUCUCGGACCUUACCUCCCACACGCGGGCGGUGCGGACAGCGGCAUUCCUGGUGCAGCAUAUUCAGAAGGAGGUGCGCUCUAUGCGCUUGGACUUGUGAAUGCUGGCUGUGGUAGUGGCCGGCACGUGGAGGAGUAUCUGCGUUCUACUUUGAAGACCUCCCAAAAUGAGGUCGUGCAGCAUGGUGCAGCGCUCGGGUUGGGUGUGGCCGGAAUGGGUGGCAAGAACGCUGAGACGUACGAUGAGCUUAAACAGUCUCUUUUUUCCGACUCAGCAAUUGCAGGUGAGGCUGCUGGUUACGCCAUGGGAUUGAUCAAGCUCGGUACUGGGGACGCGGAUGCGGCAGGAGAAAUGUUGCAAUACGCAAGAGAAACGCAACACGAAAAGAUUAUUCGCGGUGUUGCUGUUGGCCUUGCCUUCAUGUUUUAUGGGCGGCAGGAAGAGGCUGAUCAAAUGGUCAAAACACUCAUUACUGAGAAGGACCCUAUCUUGCGUUACGGUGGUGUGUAUACUCUGGCGCUAGCAUAUGCUGGUACAUCGAACAACAAUGCGAUACGUCAGCUGCUCCACAUCGCGGUCUCCGACACAUCAGACGACGUUAGAAGAGCGGCAGUUACGUCGCUGGCGUUUUUACUUUUCAAAAAUCCCGCACAGGUCCCUCGUAUCGUUCAAUUGCUCAGCGAGAGCUACAACCCACAUGUGCGCUGUGGCGCCACUCUCGCAUUGGGCAUUGCAUGUGCAGGAACCGGUUUGCAGGAUGCUGUUGAGAUCCUUGAACCUAUGACCAAAGACAGUGUCGACUUCGUUCGUCAAGGCGCAUUCAUCGCCCUUGGUAUGGUUCUCGUGGAGCAAUCCGAAGUGUCUUCCCCCUCGCUGGCCUCAACUAGAGCAUUAUACUCCAAGAUUGUCGCCGACAAGCAUGAAGAUCCUAUGGCUCGAUUUGGUGCGGCUCUCGGACAAGGCCUCAUCGAUGCGGGUGGCCGUAACGUCACUAUCAGCUUGCAAAGCCGUGCUGGCAGCCGUAACACUAGCGCGAUUGUAGGGAUGGCCUUGUUUUGUCAGUUCUGGUAUUGGUAUCCUCUAGCGCAUUGCGCAUGCCUCGCGUUCGAACCUACCGCUAUCAUCGCACUGGAUGGCACACUACAGGCACCGAACUUUGAUUUCAUUUCCAAUGCGAAGCCAAGUCUGUUUGCGUAUCCUGCUCUCACUAAGCCCCCAAAGAAGGAAGCUGUAGCCAAGGUUGCGACAGCUGUCCUCUCCACAACUGCCAAAGCAAAAGCGAGAGAGAAGAAGAAAGCUGCCGCUGAGGGUGCUGAUGCUAUGGACAUGGACGAGAAAGCAGAUGCCAGGAAAGAUGGUGACGUCGAGAUGAAAUCUGAGGAAACUCAGUCGACACCAAAACGCAAAGAACCUUCUUUUGAGCAUCUUCCUAACUUUUCUCGUAUUGUUGCUGCGCAAGUUCCAUACAUCAGUUUCCCUCAUGAUGGUCGGUAUCAGCCUGUGCGCGCUGUGUCAACAAAGAGUGUGGCGCCGAAGAUGCCGAAAUCUGCCAAUAGGACACCUACUUUGGGAUUGGAGAGACAUGCUGGUGGCGGAGGUAUCCUCAUCUUGGUAGACCAACGUCCGGAUGAAGAGCCAGAUUACAUCGAGUUUGAAACACAGACUAUCAUUGCUGCAAACCAAGCGGUGCCUGUCUCCGAUGAUAGACCUGCUCAUGUGUCUGAGGGGCGUCACAUCUCACUCGAUGAGAGUGCUCCUGAGGCAGCACCACCGGAAUCAUUUGAGUAUCCUUUCGAUAACGACUCGUAG
Molecule: messenger RNA, 2976 nt
Organism: Fibroporia radiculosa
Lineage: Eukaryota; Fungi; Basidiomycota; Agaricomycetes; Polyporales; Fibroporiaceae
Exons: 11
Coding region: 1-2976 (991 amino acids)
Biological process (GO): proteasome-mediated ubiquitin-dependent protein catabolic process; regulation of protein catabolic process
Cellular component (GO): nucleus; proteasome regulatory particle, base subcomplex; proteasome storage granule
Molecular function (GO): enzyme regulator activity
Source: RefSeq, a predicted model, not a curated record